AUCUCGAUGUCGAAGGGGGGCGCACGUGCAACGAAGACGAUGCUUCUAUUGAUGGGGCAAACAAUUUUGGAGGUUUAGUUGUGGGCUGUCUGCACCGAAAAUGCAACGAUUGAUGGCGUUGUCUUGGCCAUGGAUCAGUAACAAAAUGAUCGACGCGUUGACGACACGACAACGCCAACGAUGCGCUGUAAUCGUAAUCCUAAUGCUAAUGGCACUAGGAUCUAUUGCAGCAGCGAGAGCAGCAACGAAGGAAGCCAACUGGCCUGAGCCACUGCAGCAAUAUGGCUGGGAUACCAAGGAGCUGAAGAACAAGGUGCAGCAUGGCGAUGUCACCACUUUCGAGCUGGGCACACCCAACUAUCAGAUCCUCAAUCCCGAAGAUGAGCCGGAGUUCAUCACCGAGGAUCAGCCGCAUUAUCGCGAGAUGCUGCGUCGCUUGACCAGCUCUUCGAAUGGCACCGAUACCAUCGACAUGGCCAUGCCGGGUGUCGUCUCCAGUGUCAGUGCCAGUGCCGCAGCUGGCGAGGAUUUACCUCGUCGUCCCAAGUGGGAGAAGUUGAGGAAACGCAGCAGCAAUCCCGAUGCACCCAAGCACAUUGAACAACAGCAGCAGCCAGAACUCGAGAUGGAAGCUGCGCCACUCGACAAGCGAAGCAUUCAACCCAAGGUUCAGAUCUACGCUGGCGCCAGACCGUUUCAGACUCGUAUUGCCAAUCUAAGCUAAGAGUCAACUUAAUAUUAAUAUUUAUUGUUUAUACUAAGUUUAUUCUUGGUAAAUCUUGAACCUCGAAUCAAUUAAACUUCAGCUUCAAGUCUUUUAGAAUUUCACAAUUGGAAACAGAUUAACAUAAAUAAUCAAGAAGAAGAUAAAAGAUCAAGAAAUUCGCAGCAAAAUUAUUGAAACUUUAAUUGUCGCAAGCAAUUUCAGCUUUUCAAAGUUUUACCUAUACAAAUCUCAUUCAUUUACCUAUACAAAUCAAAUUCUAAUCUUUUUGGUAAUUUUUUACUGUUUUUAUUUAUGUUAAAAACAUAUAAAAUAUUAAAA
Drosophila nasuta is the source of this 1045-nucleotide messenger RNA. RefSeq lists its product as uncharacterized. The transcript has a single exon. Lineage: Eukaryota; Metazoa; Arthropoda; Insecta; Diptera; Drosophilidae. The record is from RefSeq and is a predicted model, not a curated record. The coding region runs from base 101 to 724 and encodes 207 amino acids.